Messenger RNA from Candidozyma auris, 1215 nucleotides. It is a transcript of the gene SET6, whose product is annotated as Set6p. Gene Ontology annotation, cellular component: nucleus. Lineage: Eukaryota; Fungi; Ascomycota; Pichiomycetes; Serinales; Metschnikowiaceae. The record is from RefSeq and is a predicted model, not a curated record. The transcript has a single exon. Gene Ontology annotation, molecular function: protein binding. The coding region runs from base 1 to 1215 and encodes 404 amino acids.
AUGUCUGUCCCAAUAUCACCAAUACCGGAGCCCCCUACUACAAACCGAGAACUUCUAUCAUGUCUAGUUCUGGACCCACGUGCAAAGCUAAAUGUCCCCAAAGAUUUUGUAUUUGAAAUCACGAAUGAGACAGACCCCACAACUGAUACGGCCUCGGAUUCUGAAGAUAAUCAUGACAGCUCACUAGGGUGUCUCCAGCAAAUAAGCCCAUUCUUCAAUGUGAAGGAAACAGUGUACGGAGGAAGGGGAUGCUUCGCAUCUUGCUUCAUACCUAAAGGAAUCACCGUUUUAGAGUGUGCAUUUCCUGUUGGAAGCUCUGUUGCCAAAGUUUUUAAAAAAGAGGUUUGUUUUUGGUGUUUCAAUAAUGACAACGGUAAAACUCUAAAACAUAGGUUACGCAGCAAACUCUAUUUCUGCUCGGAAGAGUGCCUAAGUAAGUUUCAGGCUUAUGAUAGCGAUGAAACGCUUGCAAACGCCAUAAUUGCAUUUGACCAAAACUUUGGCAAGAAUGAGAUUGAUAUCGAUAGCCUCGAUGUGCCGGAGUAUAUAGCGGGCAUUGAGGGGAUAGAGAAAACGUGGAAGCAGACCGACGAAUGGGACGUGAUGGUUUCGAAGACAAAGCCGACAAAACGCGCCCGAUAUCUUCCCAAGCUAAGUAAAGAUGAUUUUGCAGAGGCUCGAUACGUCAUCAGUGUUGUGCAUGCUAUGUAUAAAGGAAAAAAUGGUCCAUUAGCGAAAGAGGUUGAGCUAUUUGAGACAUUGGAGUCAAGUGAGAACCAAAAGGUACAGAAAUACCCGUAUCUUACUCUCUCAUACAGCAACAUAUUCAAGUUUCUUCGUCUUACAUGCCCUCAACAGUUACAGCAGUUCAUCACGCCACAAAACGUGCGUGAUAUUAUUGGACGUAAUCUUACGAAUGCGUUUGGUAUCUGGUCGGAGACCACCUCUGAAGACGAAGAUAAAGAAUACCUCGGCUUCGGUGUAUAUCCUUCUGCAUCAUUUUUUAACCAUGCAUGUUCUUUCAACAUCAAGAAGCAAAGGGAGGGAAGCAAAUAUACCUUCACUACAACAGAAGAUAUUCAGCCUGACACAGAGUUGUGCAUCAGUUACGGAAUUUCUGGGGAUGAGGAUUUGGCGAGUAGAGAAUCUACGCUUUCCGAGUGGUUCUUUAAAUGCGGGUGUUCGAAAUGUUCGCUGGAAAGAACCAAUAUUUAA